UGUGAGGCGAGGCUGUCAGCUAGACAGAGAGCGACUUCUGCUCGGUUUGAGGAAACCUAAACAAAGUUAAACAUCAUAGAAACCAGAGGAAACAAAGAGAGGAAACCCCGACAGAAGAAAUAGGGGUUUAUUCUAAACUUCCGGUGAGAAAGUGAGCAGAAAAACAAAGCGGCUGCAGCUUCGCUCUGCAGGAUGUGAGAGAACCGCAGCAGAACCGCUCUGAAGAUCAACAGACGAGGCGCUGCAGACAAACAUGUCUCUAUUCUUCUCUGGAGCCGUAACAAGUUCUCCUAUAAAGCGAAGGCUUCGUGGGAAUCACUCCUGUCAGAGCCUGGAUGCCUCCCUCCUCUCCCCCGACUCCUCCUACGUCUGUUACUCCUCCUCGGACGCCGGCGCCCCGUGCUGCUGCCGCCGCUCUCCGCGCCUCCUCACCAACGGCUACUACGACGUCACUGAGGACAGCUUCUGCUUGGACGAGGAUGGCAACGUGUCGCUGACAGGCUGCAGGACCAAUGUGUCCUACAAGGAGAACCUGGUCAGAGUCUUUAGACGCAGGCGGAGACCCCGCAGGUCUCUGGUUUCUCUGCUGAGUGAUGUCACAGAGAGCUGCCAUUCAUGGCUGGACCAGAAAGUCUUCAGAGGGAUGUUGGGAACCGGACACAGACAGAACCUGGAUCUGGAUCAGGAUCUGGACCUCGACUGGCCCCAGAUCAGCCAGGAGGGGUCGUCUCCUCUGGACAAGUCUCUGUGGUCUGGACUGAACAGCACCGAGCUGGACGACAGCCAGAGUUUCACGUACGAUCCCACGGAAGCUCCACCUCCUCCGGACAAAGAAGCUCCUCGGAAGCUCCUAAUCCAGGAGGAGAUCUGCUCCGAGAUCUGUCAGUCCAAGGAGCGCCUCACCCAAUCACUGGGCAGCCUCUCUGAAGUCCCGCCCCCUCCUGCUAUCUACAGCUGCUGCUGUCAGACGUCACCUGAGCCCACAGGUCUAACGAUGAAGGCUCUCCUCCUCAUCCUCUUCAUCAUCUUCAUCCUCAGUGGCCUCUGCUCAGGGUGUUUCUGGUGGAGCGCAGCCGUGACGUCGGCCAUGUUUGCUAUGAUGUCAGCAGUGAUGUUUGUGACAAAGUCUGGACCAAUGGGUGAGUGGAGGAAAGCGAAGACGGAGGACAUCACCUCCAGAAACGAGUGAGACAAAAUCUCCAUCACCUCCAGAAACGAGGACAAAAGAGAAAGCUGUCUGUUGGUGUGUCACUUAGAGUUUGUAGUCAGGUUGGACAGUAAGGUCAACAUGUUCUGAGCUUUGGAGGGAUUUUAAAGCCAAACAAGGAUUCAUUUUAUUAAAAAAAAAUCUUAAAUGGAUGAAUAAAUGGUAAGAGAUGGGGGACAGCAAAAUGAAAAAGCCCUCAGACUUUAAUAAUCAGGUUCUCUAGAAAAUCAUGUUUGGAUUUCUCCAUUUUUGGUUUUAAAUUUCUGAAGGAGCUCAAAUGUUUGAAUGUUUUUAAACAUUAGCUUAGCUUAGCAGCAUAUAAAGCUGGGAAAACUGAAUCAGAAACUUAAUCCUAUCUGGACAAAGUGAUAAACUUCCUUUUUAAAGUGAACAAACAGACUUUUAAUGUCCGGAAAACAGGUUAAAGUUUGAAGGACAAAAAAGGUGUGUUUCUUUUUUUUGUAUGUCUAAAUGUACAAAAAUCAGCUGGAAUUCUGCAGGAGGUGUGAUCAUGAUUUACUGCUGGUUUACUGAAGGUUUUAAAAGCUCCUCCAGUAUCUUUCACACAACAUCUUCAGAUGGAGCAUGAAAAAAGGAAUCCUUUGUGCCUUUGAAUCAGCCAGCAGCAGCUAAAGGCUAAUAUUAUGAAUCUGUUCAAAUAAAAAGGAUGCAAGGUGAAAGCAAAGCAAUAAACCGACCAGCCUCAAAUUUCAGGGCUGACAUAUAGUGAGAAAUAAUGAAUGUAGUCUGUUGACUACGUUUUAUUUUAACCAGGUCAGGUUUUUUUUUCAGCUUUGGGUUCCAACUCCUUCACAAAGCUUAAUUUGUGCCAGUUGUUUCCCUUUACAGACCCUGAGAAAUAUUUCAAAUGAUCUAAUCCUGUUUUUAUUGCAUGGAAACAGGGAGUCAAAUGAAAGCAAUACUUCUGUAAGCUUUGCAUUUCAAUUUAGUAUAAAGUGAAACACAGGGAGCUUUAAAUAGCUUAACUCCUCCAAAAAUAAUUGUAAAAAUAUUAUGAAAUAAUAUAUUAAAUCAUUUCAAAAAUAGAUACUUUUAAAAAAAGAUACUAUUUAGAGGAAUCUGUUCUAGCAGAUCAGGUCCUCAAAGUCAAAGCUUUUAUUUUGAAACCAAUCCUCUUUCCUUUGUCUUUGUGGUAGAAAAAAACUAACCAGAUUAAAUAAUAACACAUUUUACCACUUAAAGGUCUAUAAGUGAAAACAAUAUGUUUUAAAAGUAAAAGUAAUGACAAACAGGUUAGAAAGAGGAGUCAGAUGUUGAAGCACAGAAUGCUUUAUAAAUGUUAAACAGAUUGAACCCAAUGAUAGAGUAUACACUGGCAAAAAAAAUUACAUUUUGAGAAAAUGUAGAAAGAUUCUGUUUAAUACUUUUGUUGUGAAAUUCUCACUUGUUGACAAGCUUUUAUUAUGAAAAUAAUGUAUUUCAGUAUUAAACCCCAAAGGGUUUUUUUUUCUCCUGUACACACAGGUUCUUAGGAUUAUAAACUGAACAUUAUUAAAACAUAAAGUGCAGGUGACAAAGCCUUCAUGGCUGCAGAACUGUUAAUAAAGCUACCUUUUACAUUUCACUUUGAAAAAGGGAACAAUUUCUUAAAAUAAGGACAAUUUUAAGGAAAAAUAUUGGAUUCUGUGGUUGAUUUUUUUUCCUCAUAUGAAGCUUUUCACUUCACAGCAUUUUAUUUUGAGAUGUCGCCAUAUGUAGCACUUUAGGUUUUAAUUUAUGCAUUUAAAAAUAAUCUCACCACCAUGUGAAUUUUUUUUUAUAUAGUAGAAAAAACAAACUGGAGGUGUUUAUAGCACUUGGGCAAUAGUUGCUUUGAAAUGUCGCACAAAACCCUGACCAAGUAAUGUAAAAACAACUACAUGUACUGUAGAACUUUAUUAAACAUGAUUUAAUCCAGUUUGAAUUAGGAAUCACGCUGAGAACUAAAAUAACGCAGAGAAAAGCUGAGCCUCUGUUUCAGCAGCAGCUCAGGUCAGCCACAGCCUGCAGGGAGAUCAAGGAUUUGGGAAAAUUCAGAACCAGGGAUGAACUUUUUCUUAAAAUCAUUCCAGUUAAUCCACAGCCUGAAGAGCUGACAGAAAAGAUUUUUAUUGAAGUGCCAAAAAGUUUUUAUCCUUACAUGUCUGAGGUUAUCAGACAUAUUUUUGAUACAGCGCUCUGCUUUACUUUGUUCUAAAAGCUGUGCUUCCUGACUGUUGUAUAUCACAGAUCAAAUGUUGGUGUAAAAUGUUGAAAAUGUUCUCGUUUGGGAGUUUGAACUUAUCAAGAUGAUGCUCCGCUGUUUUUUAGGAAAAGGCCUGAUGUUUAAUAAACAGAGGGUUUAGUCUGCUGCCCCCUGGCGGUCAGAAUCACUCAGUGCAGCCUCAGAAGGUACAUUUAAAAAAAAUGGAUUUUUGAAAAUCAAACUAAAGAAGAGUUUCUUAAAGUUUUUAUUUUAGAUCUGUAAAGCACUUAGCCUUAAAUUCUUCAUGUUCUGUUUUAUUUCUUAUUGAAUGCAUUUGGAAAUGUGAUGCUCUGCUUGUGAUAACAGUUUCAAAUGUUUUGAUUUUUGAUAACCGAAGUGGACGAAUUAAAUCUUUAACCAAAGGCUACACUAAAGGAAAACCUAAAAUUUAAUUGACCAAAGUAAUUUAAACAAAUGGUAACUGGCCAUCAAAAUGACAUAGCAGUCCCCACACUUAUGUCAAAAGUGUUUUUGGAUUUCGAUUUCUGAUCCCUUGGUGGCGCUUUGGUUUAAUAUUUCAAUUCGUGUCAACUGCCUGUUAUCAGUGUUUUAAUUAAAGUGUUUAUUCUUAAGCUAUUAAACUACAGUAAAGACAGUCUGUGGAUUUCUUUUU
Cyprinodon variegatus (sheepshead minnow) is the source of this 4065-nucleotide messenger RNA. RefSeq names its product transmembrane protein 71 (gene tmem71). Bases 254 to 1189 code for a protein of 311 amino acids. Lineage: Eukaryota; Metazoa; Chordata; Actinopteri; Cyprinodontiformes; Cyprinodontidae. The transcript has 11 exons. The record is from RefSeq and is a predicted model, not a curated record.